AUAUAAUUUGGGUGAAAAAUUUCCUCUAUCCAAUUUAUAUGACACCUAUAACUAGCUGAAGUAACUUUUUUUAAUAAACAUAUUUUCUGUGUUUUGCUAAAAAUAAAGAUUGUGGGUACCCAAGUGAAAACUCGAGAUGAGGAUUUUAUCAGGGUUUAAGGUUCUUGUCUUGUAAUAAUAGUAUCUUCUUCGAGUAACAUACUAUGAGCUUUCUCACAAUCUCAACCAGUUGUUCAAUUCUCUAUCCCUUUCAAUUUUCUUCACCCAAAUUGUGCAUCUCAAAAUGGAGAAAGAGAACCCUUUCACCAUUUACAGCACGCAAUUCCAAGAUUUCACCAUUCUCCAACCCAUCAAGAUUCCAUAUUUCAGCCCAAUUUGGCCGACGAACAAAACGUCGAAACCAUUUGAGGAAAAAACUCACUCAACACCAACAACAGCAGGUAAAUGAAAACCCCAUUAGUCACAACCCAAGUUCUGAAAGUAUUCAAUUUAUCUCUGAAAAUAUUGAUGAAAAAAGCAUGACAAACUUCACUAUUCACAAUCCAAGUACUGAAAGUUUUCAAUUUGGCUCUGAAAAUGGUGAUGAAAAAAGCAACAAUCUUGUUUCUGAUAAACUGAAAACAAAGGCUUUGGGGGAGUCUGUUUUAUGGAAUAAAUUGGAGGGCUGGGUUGAGCAGUAUAAGAAGGAUACAGAGUUUUGGGGUAUUGGUACUGGUCCUAUCUUUACUGUUUUUCAAGAUUCUGAGGGUAAAGUCAAAAGGGUGGAUGUAAAUGAGGAUGAAAUUUUGAAAAGAAGCAGAAUUGAUCCAACAUUGUAUCGGAAUGCUAUGAUUGAGGAGCAUGAGGAUGUAAAAGCAAAAAUUUCACUCGCCGAGGUUUUAGCUAGGGAAAUGGAGAAUGGUAAAAGUUUACUUCCUAAGAAUAGUUCAGUGGCUAAAUUUGUAGUUUCUGGAGAGAAGUCCAAUACUGUCAAUAGGCUCAGCACUUUUACUCUAAACCCAAAUGUAACUAAAAAGUUGCCUAGAAUUGGAUUCGUGGUGUUUUGUGGUUUGUUUUUGAUGUGGACGGUGAAGAAAAUGUUUGAUAUUAGUUUAAAAAAUGAUGGAGAAGAAGAGUACUCAAGGUUGGAGAAGGAAAUGCUGAGGAGGAAGAUGAAAGCUAGAAAGGAGAGGGAGAAGACCGUGAAAGGUGAGGUGGAAGUUAUCCAGCGUACCAAAGAGCCAGAUAACAUGUUUCUGGAAAAGCCUAGGCUUGAUAAGCAAGAAAUUUUGAGCAGCCUAAAGAAAGCAAGGGAAUUCGACGGUGAACAGUUUCAGAAUCAGCAGUUUGAGAAUGCCGAAUUCUAUGAUAAGAUUCAGGAAAUCAGAGAGAUGGCGAGGCAUGCACGAGAACAGGAAAAGGGAAAUUCUGUUCAAGCUGAUAAUGGAGGAGAAUCAGGAGAUUAUCCAGCCUCAAUCGAACUCCCCAAUGAAAAGGAAGUUGAUGAACAGAAAUUGUUUGAGGAUAUUAAUGAGCAACAUGACCUUAAUGUAUUUGCGGGGGAUAUUGGAGAUCUCAGUGGAUCUGUUGGGCCAACCGCUUCCUUUGACAAUAAUGGAAUUGUUACCGGUUCAUCUUCACUAGUGAAUAAUGAAGUGGAGAUCUCCAACAGAAAUAUAGAACCUCCCGAUGAUUUCAAAAGUUCUAUGGAAAAUGCACGUGAGUCAAAGCAUGACGUAAGCUCAACUGAUGGAACUGAGGUAACUGAAAUAUCUAGUAUAACGUCUGGACAAUCAAGCAAGCCAAGUGAAAUUUCUGUGACAUCAAAAUCGAAAAUCAUUCUGUCAGUUAAGGAAGCUAGGGAGUACCUCUUGAAGAAAAGUGAGAAAGUGAAAACAAAGCAAGAAAGGACCCCUGAAAGUGAUCCAGAGGUUGAAAAUGUACCGAUACCACUAAUGGAAAAAGAGAAUAUUGGUGAUGUGAACCAACUGUCUGAUAAUGCAGGAACAUCUGAUUUUGCUUAUGAAAAUUCAAGUUUCAAACAAAAAGAAUUCCUUCCAACCAGCAACAAUGCUGUAGCUGCAGCUGCACUGAACAAAGGGAAAAGUUAUCGAAACCUGAGUUCAGAUGAUUAUGAAAACAACAGACAUGAAGAGCUUAAACCACUUGAUUUGUCGUCACCUGAACAAGAAACGACAGUUGGUGAUUCGAGCUCACAACUUGAUGAAAUCAAAACCUUUCAACAGUCAAUUCCACUUGAAACCUCUGAUUCGACCUCUUCUUCAAAACCAUUUCCAGCCAAUGACAUUCCUGAACAUGUUGAUAAAACUCACUCUCAUCAAGAAGUUAAUGGCAGGAAUGCGGAACUGGAACCAUCAUCAAAUAAUGGAAGCUGGUUGGAAAAGAAUUUCCAUGAAUUUGAACCAGUCAUUAAGAAGAUUCAGAUGGGGUUUAGGGAUAAUUACAUGGUGGCAAAGGAGAAAUCUGAUGAGGAGCUGAAUCUGAAAACUCAGAUGUUUCAUCCUGAGACUAAUGAGAAUGUCACCGAGCUUGAGUGGAUGAAAGAUGAAAGACUCAGUGAAAUUGUUUUUAAAGUUAGAGAAAAUGAGCUCGCUGGUAGAGAUCCGUUUUAUCAAAUGGAUGAUGAAGAUAAACUUGUUUUCUUCAGUGGCCUUGAGAAGAAAGUUGAUCAAGAGAAUAAACAACUACAGGAUUUGCACGAGUGGCUCCACUCAAACAUUGAAAAUCUUGAUUAUGGAGCAGAUGGCAUCAGUUUGUAUGAUCCACCGGAGAAAAUUAUACCUCGCUGGAAAGGUCCACCACUGGAAGGAAGUUCGGAGUUUCUAGAUUACUUUGCAGAAGAGCGAAAGGUAGUUGCAGAAAGUAUAAAGGAUUCAAAUCUCAUAAAGAAAGAAAGACGAGACUUGCCUCAAGGAUUGCAUGAGUCCCCAUCGACCAAUAAAAUUGAUUCGACUUCAGGUAUCUCUACUCACGAUGCAAAAACGAAAACUCCCAGGACCAUCAUUGAAAGUAGUGAUGGUUCCAUCAAGGCUGGCAAGAAAUCUGGUAAAGAGUAUUGGCAGCAUACAAAGAAAUGGUCCCAAGAGUUCUUGGAAUCCUACAAUGCAGAGACCGACCCGGAAAUUAAAGCUGUAAUGAAGGAUGUAGGGAAGGAUUUGGACAGAUGGAUUACGGAAAGAGAAAUAAAGGAAGCUGCCGAUGUGAUGGACAACUUACCUGAGAAGGGAAAGAAACUAAUCAAAGAGAAACUUGACAGGGUGAAAAGAGAAAUGGAACUGUUUGGACCCCAGGCAGUGGUGAGCAAAUAUCGUGAAUAUGCAGAUGAAAAGGAAGAGGAUUACCUAUGGUGGCUUGAUCUACCCUGUGUAUUGUGUAUUGAAUUGUACACUGAGGAAGAAGGAGAGAUGAAGGUAGGAUUCUAUUCACUAGAGAUGGCGGCUGAUCUGGAAUUGGAUCCCAAGCAGUAUCACGUAAUUGCUUUUGAGGAUGCUGGUGACUGUAAGAACCUUUGCUAUAUAAUACAGGCUCAUAUGGAAAUGCUUGGCAAUGGGAAUGCCUUUGUUGUUGCACGGCCUCCUAAGGAUGCUUAUCGGGACGCCAAAGCAAAUGGUUUUAAUGUGACAGUUAUCAAGAAAGGCCAGCUGCAGCUCAAUGUGGACCAGUCAUUGGAAGAGGUGGAGGAAGCUAUCACGGAUAUUGGGAGUAAGAUAUACCAUGACAAAAUCAUGCGUGAACGGUCUUUGGAUGUAUCUACAGUAAUGAAAGGACUAUUUGGUACUGGAAAACCUACGAAAAAGAGGAGAAGGUCACGGAGGAAACUAAAAAAGCCCACUUCUAAAUAGCUGUCAUGUUGGUGUUUACAGAGGAACUUAAUGGCAGACUGGCAGAGGCAGCCCCUUUAAUCAUUCUUCAUAGUUGAGGAAGUGCUAUGUACUUUGUGAAAUUAAAAGGAGAGCUCUAUAUUGGUCUCCGUUUUGUCCUUUAAUUGGAUAGCUUCCCUGAAGUUGAGCCGGUUCUUAGGCAAAUGAGAGAUCGUGAGGGCAUAUUUUCAGCUGCUGAAUAAUCCUCAACCUUUGACAGGCUGGCUAUUGUGGGACCUCUGUUGCCAAGUUUAUAUUAGGCAACAACGUUUUAGCACGGGCCUAGACUCGUUCUAACAUCAUGUACUGCAGGUGGAGGAACGUCACAAUUAGCUGAGAUGGUAUUGGUCUUUGAAUUGUGAUGGAAAUUUGAAGUCUGUGCCUGAAGCAACGAGUUGACUCUUGUACAUUAUCAUUUGUUUCUUUACCCGUUAAAGUUACUCAAAAGAUGAGUUCCAUAAUAUAUAUUCAGCUGCUACAAUUAUCCUAGAAUGAGAUCCUUUAGCAGUGGAAAGACUGCAUGGAAAUUUUUGUAUUCAUGAUGGUGCUCUCUGUGCAUCUCUAGACACCUCCAUAAUGUGGAUAGUUCAUGUAAUUAUAUCAAAACUGUUAACGCGACUUUUGUGAAAUUAUUAACAGUACAAAACUGUGAUUUGGAGGAUC
This is a messenger RNA of Lycium barbarum (goji berry), 4523 nucleotides long. RefSeq lists its product as uncharacterized. Bases 204 to 3842 code for a protein of 1212 amino acids. NCBI's taxonomy places the organism in Eukaryota, Viridiplantae, Streptophyta, Magnoliopsida, Solanales, Solanaceae. The record is from RefSeq and is a predicted model, not a curated record. The transcript is spliced from 6 exons.